AUGGACACUCUUCUGGAGCAAUUGAAGACCUUGGCCGUUCAGGCCGACAGCGAUGGUCGCCACAAGGUGCUGGACUUCAUCCGCACUCUGCAGCUGUCACUCGAGACUCCGCAUGACAUGCUGUCGCGUUUCUCGGGCAUGCAUCUGAGUAUAGCAGCCGCCCGUAUCGGCGAGGACCUCAACCUCUUCCAGAUCCUGGCUGAGAGCGAACAGCCACUAAGCGCUGAAGAACUGGCCACUAAAACGGGCGCCGCACCUUUGCUGUUGAGUCGAAUUUUGCGCUAUCUGGCCUCUGUUGGUCAAAUUCAUGAGGUCGGCCCAGAUAGCUUUGCCGCCAACACGCAAACUAAAACGCUUGCCGACCCAGGCUAUCGCGGGGGCAUUUACCAUUUUUUCAACAAUUGCGGCCCCGUGUUCCAAGCGUUUCCGGAUUUCCUGGCGGAAAAUAAAUAUCAGGACAUUGAUGAUGCAUCAAAAACGGCGUUCCAGAAGGCGUUCCCAACAGAUUUGCCAGCGUUCCAAUGGCUCCCGACCCAACCCGAACGAUUUGGUCCGUUGCAACAAGUUAUGACGGUACAAGGUGCCUUGGGCAACCAAUGGUUUACCGUAUUUCCCUUCGAAAAGGAGCUGGGCAACUUUUCUGGUCCCCAUGUGCUCGUUGACGUCGGUGGAGGGUUUGGUCACCAAUGCGUUGCCUUGAGGGCUCGCUAUCCAGAGCUUCAGGGAAAGCUCGUACUGGAAGAUUUGCAACAAGCAUUGGAGCAUUUGCCACCUCCUUUAGCAACACAGCUCAAGGGGGUGGAACAAGUUGCUCACAACUUCUUUGAGCCUCAGCCCGUAAAAGGCGCCAAAUUCUAUUAUCUACGCCAGGUUUUGCAUGACUGGCCUGAUGAGAAUUGUGUGGUUAUUUUGAAACAUCUCAUGGACGCCUUAGGCCCAGAUUCACAAAUUCUCAUUGACGAAAUGGUGUUACCAGAUGCAAAUGUUCCAUGGGAGGCAACAACCAUUGAUUUGACCAUGAUGGCAUCUCUUGGGGCCCGUGAACGCACCAACAAGGAGUGGCAUGCGUUGCUCGAUAAGGCAGGUCUGAAGGUAUUGCGGAUCGAUACUUACUUGCCGCGCCGCCAGGACUCUAUCAUCCAGGCUGUUCCUAAGUGA
This is a messenger RNA of Pestalotiopsis fici W106-1, 1158 nucleotides long. RefSeq lists its product as uncharacterized. Lineage: Eukaryota; Fungi; Ascomycota; Sordariomycetes; Amphisphaeriales; Sporocadaceae. The transcript is spliced from 3 exons. Gene Ontology annotation, molecular function: O-methyltransferase activity. Bases 1 to 1158 code for a protein of 385 amino acids. The record is from RefSeq and is a predicted model, not a curated record.